Mollisia scopiformis is the source of this 858-nucleotide messenger RNA. RefSeq lists its product as uncharacterized. The coding region runs from base 157 to 750 and encodes 197 amino acids. The transcript has a single exon. Lineage: Eukaryota; Fungi; Ascomycota; Leotiomycetes; Helotiales; Mollisiaceae. The record is from RefSeq and is a predicted model, not a curated record.
GUGUGAUACUUCAUACCAUUCAAGAUCCCAUGUGAUUAUUCUUCCUCAUUUAAAUCUCCCUAGAUGCCCAAGACCUUCUGAAACUCAGGCGAGCAUCGAGGCAGAAUUCCGAAUUCGAGCUAUCUCAAGCACCAAGCUCUAGAACAAGACAAAGUGAUGCCGCCGGCCUUAUGUCCCGGUCGUCAUGAAAUUGACGACGUAGCCCUGGAUGCUUCGCCAUCUGAAAACCUGCUCAUGCGUCUGCCAAUCGAGAUUCGCAUCGACAUCUACAAAUACAUGAUUAUGAAUCCUAAUGGCUCCAGCUACCAUACGACUGCCUACAGCUUCUCCGCGGAAAGAGGCUAUUCAUUUUAUACUGUCAAUAACGCAUGCCCAAGUCUGUAUGACCUAUCUAUACUUCGAACAUCUAGGAAAACGAGAAAAGAAGUUCUAGAAGUGUUCUACGAAAACAACAUCUUCUGCAUUGCACCCUUUCGGAAUCAUCGCUACUCUGGCUCUGGAUAUGAACCUACUGGUCUGUUAUCGUUUGGCAACAUUCAACACCUGUGCUUAGACUUAUGGCAUACUUCAAAAUACGAUGCCGAUAAUGAAACAACUAUGUUCUACAACAUGGUCAACAUCAUCGCUCACAUGUCAGAUUUCUUGACUAUGAAAUCAAUUACACUUAUUAUCAAUGCCAGCACAUUUACAAGGGACUUGUUUGUCGAGGGCUUGCCGUCUUCCAAAUUAGGAUUCGAAGCCAGCAAGUAAGAGCUGAGGCCACCGGGAAUGGCCCACUUAAGCGAGACGCGGUAACGCGUAAAAAUUCUACACCCCAUUUUAAAACCCUUACUACACAACAACCCUCUUAGGAAUCAG